UUGUCAAAAAAAAACAACUCGACCCUAUAGAGAACUAGGGAACUACAGGCCUAUAUCGAAUCUACCUUUCAUAUCUAAAGUUCUGGAAAAAAGUAGUUUCAACUCAAUUAUGCUCCUUCCUCCAAAGGAAUGACAUCAAUGAAGAAUUCCAGUCUGGAUUUAGAGCAUGUCACAGUACAGAGACUGCUUUGAUCAGAGUUACAAAUGAUCUGCUAUUGGCGUCUGACCGAGGUUGUAUCUCGUUAUUGGUGCUGCUAGACCUUAGUGCUGCAUUCGAUACCAUUGACCACAGCACACUCCUACAUAGACUCGAAAAUUAUGUCGGCAUUAAGGGAAUAGCUUUGAAAUGGUUUAAAUCUUAUUUAUCCGACCGUUUUCAAUUUGUAGCAAUAAACAAUGAGGUGUCACGCAAAUCGCAAGUCCAGUACGGUGUACCACAGGGCUCAGUCUUAGGGCCUCUGCUCUUCGCAUUAUACAUGCUACCUCUAGGAGAUAUAAUAAAGCGACACGGAGUUAGCUUUCACUGUUAUGCUGAUGAUACUCAACUUUAUAUUUCCUCGAAGCCUCAUGAAACACAGCAGUUCCAUCGAAUAAUGGAAUGCAUAGUCGAUAUAAAAAACUGGAUGAGUAACAACUUUUUAUUACUGAACUCGGACAAAACGGAAGUGUUACUUAUUGGACCGAAAACUGCUAUAAGUAACAACCAAGAAUACUGUUUAACUAUUGACGGAUGUUCCAUAAAACCCUCGUCGUCAGCAAAGAAUCUUGGCGUUCUAUUCGAUAGUAAUCUGUCAUUUGAGAGCCACGUCGCCAACACCUGUAAAAUUGCGUUUUUCCAUUUUAAGAAUAUAUCUAAACUACGUCAUAUGCUGUCAAUCUCAGAUGCAGAGAAGUUAAUUCAUGCAUUCAUGACAUCAAGACUAGACUACUGUAAUGCACUGUUAGGUGGUUGCCCUGCAGGCUUAUUACAAAAACUCCAAUUGGUCCAAAACGCGGCAGCUCGAGUUCUUACACGUACAAAAAAGUAUGAACAUAUUAGCCCGGUUCUGUCAACCUUGCACUGGUUACCUAUAAAGCAUCGCGUUAACUUUAAAAUCUUGCUUAUUACCUAUAAAGCCUUACAUGGUUUAGCUCCUCAGUACUUGAAUGAACUCCUUUUGUAUUACAGUCCUUCACGUGCAUUACGCUCUCAGGCGUCCUGUCAGUUGGUAAUACCUAGAAUUUCAAAAUCAAGUGCAGGUGGUAGAUCCUUUUCCUAUCUAGCGCUUAAACUUUGGAAUAGUCUUCCCUGCACUGUCCGGGAGGCAGACACACUCUGUCAGUUUAAAUCUAGACUAAAGACGCAUUUUUUUAAAUCUUGCAUACACUACACUUCCAUAAUAUAAAUCCUCUGAGGGUUUAGGCUGCAUUAGUUAGAUCAAUCGGAACCAGCAACAUAACUGAUGUACUUGUUGCAUCAAAGAGUGCAGAACAGUACUCUACUCUCAGCCAGUCUUGUCUCAUUGUUCCAAGGUUACCACAGCGAGCAGGAUGCAGUUCAUGCCCAGACCUGAUGGUAGAGCAGAGAAUGGGAAGCGGCGACCUGACAAGAGCUGAGAUGAUAGAGCUGGAUAAAGAAGGACGCGCCUUGUUGUGCAAGCACUGCUUGUGCAGAGGCAGCAGCUUUUGCCAGAGGGGAACUGGAAUCCCCUGGUUGGGCCUGGGUUCUCCUGAGGUUUUUUUUCUCGAUUGGAGUUUCGGGUUCCUCGCCACCGUUUGCAUACUGUUUUGCACUAUUUGCCUUGCCGGGGGGGCUGCUUUAGAAUUUUAAAGUUUUACUUAAUUAAUAUUGCAUAUAGGAAUUUAUAGUCGGUUUAAUAUUUGAGCUGUGUUUCUCUCUCCUUUAUCUUAAAUGUGUGCUUUCACUGUGUGUGCGUGUCUGUCUGUGUGUGUGUGUGUGUGUGUGUGUGUGCGUGCGUGCGUGCGUGCAUAUUGUGUGUGUGGAGUGUUUUGUAUGUGUCUUCUGUGUUUUCACAUUUUUCUUGUUUUUACAGGUAUAACUUUAAUUGUUUUGCUUAUAGUCAAUAUGUCUUAUGUACAGCUGCUUUGUAACAAUGAAAAUAGUAAAAAGCGCUAUAUAAAUAAAGUUGAGUUGAGUUAAUGAUAAUGUGAUUAAUGGAUUAAAAC
This is a messenger RNA of Triplophysa rosa, 2166 nucleotides long. RefSeq lists its product as uncharacterized. NCBI's taxonomy places the organism in Eukaryota, Metazoa, Chordata, Actinopteri, Cypriniformes, Nemacheilidae. Bases 477 to 1385 code for a protein of 302 amino acids. The record is from RefSeq and is a predicted model, not a curated record. The transcript is spliced from 2 exons.